This is a messenger RNA of Fusarium sp. VM40, 1617 nucleotides long. Lineage: Eukaryota; Fungi; Ascomycota; Sordariomycetes; Hypocreales; Nectriaceae. The record is from the annotation of a GenBank genome assembly.
AUGGAAUCUCCUGCACCCAACAGCAGCCUUGGAUCUGCACAACGACCUUCUGCGAAACCUUACUUGUUGGACAACAAUAUCGUCAUCAAUAUCUAUCACCUGCCAGACGACAUUCUUUCUGACAUCUUUUCCUAUGCAGCCGUGUCGAAAUCCCUCCCCGCACAGUUGAAGAUUGGCAAAGCUACUGAUGACAUAUACCUUGAUACCGAGGAGUACCAAGGUUCAUUGGCGAAGGCGUUCCGGACAGCGCGGGCGCUUUGCCUUGUAUGUCGGCGCUUCAAUUAUCUUGCCACGCCAUUUCUUUUCCAACACCUCAUUCUCAUACAGUAUGUGGUAGAAACACUUCCGGACGGAAGUCUUACUGAACGGCAACAAACCCCUGGGUCUGUGGCGCAGCAAGGUAAAACUUUCGGGGAAAUGAUGAAGAACCUCCAUGGCCUAUUAGCAAUGAGGCCAGACCUUGGACACCACUGCAAAUCAUUAUGCUUCAUCUUUAAAGAAGACCCACAGCCCUAUGAUUCUCGGUAUGAGACUGAUGAGGAUUCCGGGGAAGAUAGCGAGGGUAAAAGACCACAAAACUACAUCGAGUUCCCUCAAACUGCGCUUCUCAACGACAUUUACAGCCUGAUGGCCAAUGUGAGAGACUUUCAAGUUGAUGUGACUGAUUUGACAGAGAAGAUGCCAGAAUUCUCCCAAGCGCUAGCAUCUAUGCCCAGACUGACAAGGCUUUACAUUAUGGGCGAUGUGGAAUAUUUACCAUUAGUUAGACAAAUUGCAACCCUGUCGUCAGAAUCCAUGUUGGAAACACUGGAUAUUUCCUGCACCACUGCGAUCGAGUGCGUCCAAGAUGAAUACGAAGCCCAGCAGGCGACAAUACUACAAGAACUCCAGACCUAUGCAGGCACAGGACCCUUCACAAGACUACUCACCGGGUUCCCACUCGGUCCUGAGCUACUUUUUCCGCUGGUAGCUUGGCCAAAACGCCUUGAACGACUCGCGUUGCAAAUUAAAUCGCAAAACACCCGCCACUCACCCCUCGAUGUCCCUUUACAAUCAAUAUUAGAUACUCAGAAGCAAUCACUCACACAUCUUUGCAUCGAGGGCAACUACGGACCGGGUCUCAAGGGUUUUGACUUGAGAGAUUUCCCACGCUUGGAGUAUCUUGCUCUCACUGACUCAGUUUCCUCCCAUUUUGAUGCGUCUCGUGAUGGGCGGAUCGCGCCAGAAUUAGACGCACGAAUCUUUGCGCCUCGUCUUAGAAGUUUCUUAUGGGUGCUACCGCGAGGAUGGACGAGCAGACGUCCUAAGAUUCAAAAUUUCUUCUCCGAUAGACACGAAGAACGGUUGAGGUACUUACUACAAACUGCUUUGCAAUUGAAGGAGCAAGCGAAGAAUACGGGCGACUGGCACUUCAAGAGAAUUUGGGUACAGAGUUCAGCCGUGGCACCAGAAUCUCUUGAGCAAGAGGCCCGACAAAAUUUUGAAAAUAAUUUGCGCAAAAUUGACGACUUGAAUGAUGAGUUUGGUCCACUAGGAAUAAGUGUACGGCACCUUCCAUUCGCUAAAUCUAACAUGAAUGGAGAUGACGACGAUGGUUAUGGAUGGUGGAUUAGAUGA